UGCCUGCGUCUGCCCUUUUUCCCCCUUGCAGUGGAUGAGACUUGAGAGCUCCACUUCUUCUUCUUCUUCAAUGGUCAUUAUUCUUCACCGUUCAUUAUCCUCCUUUUGAACUUUCUUUUCUCUGCUCAAAUCCUCAUUCUUUGGAGCACUUUGUGCCAGAAAGCCAAUAUUUUCAACUUUUUUCAAUCUCAAAGCUAGAAAAUGGCACCAAGAAACAGUCGUGGGAAGGCCAAGGGAGAGAAAAAGAAAAAGGAAGAGAAAGUUCUUCCAGUUGUCUUGGAUAUCACUGUAAACCUUCCUGACGAAACUCAAGUUAUUCUCAAGGGAAUAUCAACGGACAGGAUAAUAGAUGUUCGUCGGCUUUUAUCAGUGAACACAGAGACUUGUUACAUCACAAAUUUUUCCCUAUCACAUGAGGUGAGAGGGCCACGGUUAAAGGACACGAUGGACGUGUCUGCAUUGAAGCCUUGCGUCCUCACUUUAUUUGAAGAGGAUUACGAUGAAGAGCGAGCAGUGGCCCACGUCAGACGAUUGCUUGACAUCGUGGCAUGCACGACAAGCUUCGGCCCGUCGCCGCCGCCGAGCAAGGAUAGCUCCAAGCCCGAUGCCUCGAAAAACGCGACCUCCACCACUCCGAAGUCUACGAAGUCUCAAGCGCCGCCGCCUCCGGCUGCCGAGACCAACGCCGAUAUGAUCAAGCAAACACCGAAAGACGAGUCGCCAGUUGACGGAGACGGCGAGAUUAGCCACUCCUUGCCUAAGCUCGGGAACUUCUACGAGUUUUUCUCUCUUUCCCAUCUCAUUCCGCCUCUCCAAUAUGUAAAGAGAGCAGUGCGACGGCAAGUUGAAGAGAUAUCAGAGGCUGGUUAUCUCUUCUCACUUGAUGUCAAGCUGUGUAAUGGAAAAGUUGUCCAUGUUGAAGCAUGCAGAAAGGGAUUUUACAGUGCUGGAAAGCAGCGGAUAUUAAGUCACAAUCUCGUUGAUUUGUUACGCCAGCAAAGUAGAGCUUUUGACAAUGCCUAUGAUGAUCUCAUGAAAGCAUUUUCAGAGCGUAACAAGUUUGGGAACCUCCCAUAUGGCUUCAGAGCCAACACAUGGCUUGUUCCUCCUGUUGCAGCACAAUCACCGGCAGCAUUCCCUCCUCUUCCUAUGGAAGAUGAAAAUUGGGGAGGAAAUGGUGGUGGUCUUGGAAGAGACGGAGAAUGUGAUUUGAUUCCAUGGGCAACUGAAUUUUCAUUUAUUGCAUCUAUGCCUUGCAAGACAGCAGAAGAAAGGCAGGUUCGAGACAGAAAGGCAUUCCUUCUUCAUAGCUUAUUCGUUGAUGUUGCCAUUUUCAGAGCCAUUAAGGCUGUUCAGCAUGUAAUGGGACAGCUGCAUUUAAUCUGUUCUGAUGUAGACAAUGAUAUUCUUUACACUGAGAGAGUAGGUGACUUGAGUAUCAGGGUUCUCAAAGAUGCUUCUGUUGCAAGCUGUAAGAUUGAUACUAAAAUUGAUGGAGUUGCAGCCACCGGUGUGGGCCAAAAGGAUCUGGUAGAACGAAAUCUUCUGAAAGGGAUUACUGCUGAUGAGAAUACUGCUGCCCAUGAUAUUAUGACAUUAAGUGUCAUCAGUUUGAGAUAUUGUGGUUACAUAGUUGUUGUGAAAGCUGAGGGUGGAGAGAGCGAAAUUGUUAAUUCUUCAUCUCAACACAUUGAAAUACUUGAUCAGCCAGAAGGUGGUGCCAAUGCACUCAACAUUAACAGUUUGAGGUUACUUCUUCACCACACACCACAGUCAGAGAACAAUAGGCCAAUAAUACAAGCACGUGAAGAACUUGGUGCUUCCCAAGCUUUUGUGGAAAGACUGAUUAAAGAAAGCCUUGCCAAGCUUCAGGAAGAGGAGCCUAAUUUGGACAAUUUUGUGAGAUGGGAACUUGGGGCCUGUUGGAUACAACAUUUGCAGGACCAAAACAAUGCAGAAAAAGAUAAAAAACCAUCUUCUGAGAAGGCUAAGAAUGAAAUGAAGGUUGAGGGUCUUGGGAAACCCCUUAAAGUUCUCAAGAAUAACAAAAAGAAAUCUGAUUUAAACAAUCAUAAAUUGGAGCCUGAGAAUUCAAGAUCUCAUGCGCGUGUUAAUGGGGAGGUUGAAAGUACCCAGUUGCCCUCAAUAGAAUCCCAGAAUCAAGCUACAGCAGCAGAAAAUGAGCUUGUGCUGAAGGGCAUGUUGCCUGAAGCAGCUUUUUCUCGGUUAAAGGAAUCAGGAACUGGACUUCACUGCAAGUCUAUGCAAGACCUGAUUGACAUGUCUCAGAAAUAUUACACAGAUGUUGCUCUCCCAAAAUUGGUGGCAGACUUUGGCUCAUUGGAACUUUCUCCAGUUGAUGGUCGCACCCUAACUGAUUUUAUGCAUACUAGGGGUCUAAGGAUGCGUUCUCUUGGACAUGUUGUGAAACUUUCAGAAAAAUUGUCACAUGUGCAAUCACUGUGUAUUCAUGAGAUGAUAGUUCGAGCUUUUAAGCACAUCUUGCAGGCUGUGAUUGCUGCUGUUACUGAUAAAGAGAAAUUGGCUGUAUCAAUAGCUGGUGCACUGAACGUGUUGCUUGGUGUUCCCAAAAAUGAAGAAUCAUAUAAAUCAUGCAAUAUCCACCCUCUGGUUUGGAAAUGGCUGGAGGUUUUUUUGAAGAAACGAUAUCAUUGGUAUCUUAGCAGCUCAAGCUACAGAGAUGUGAGGAAGUUUGCAAUUCUACGUGGGUUGUGUCACAAGGUGGGUAUUGAGCUUGUUCCAAGGGAUUUUGAUAUGGAUUCUCCAACUCCAUUCCAUAAAUCUGAUAUUGUCAGCUUGGUCCCGGUUCACAAGCAAGCAGCUUGCUCUUCUGCAGACGGAAGGCAACUACUAGAGUCAUCCAAAACAGCUUUAGACAAGGGAAAGCUUGAAGAUGCAGUUACCCAUGGGACAAAGGCUCUUGCCAAGCUGGUUGCAGUUUGUGGCCCCUAUCAUCGGAUGACAGCAGGAGCAUAUAGCCUGCUUGCUGUAGUUUUAUAUCACACUGGAGACUUUAAUCAGGCCACAAUUUAUCAACAAAAAGCCUUGGAUAUCAAUGAGAGAGAAUUAGGCCUGGAUCACCCAGAUACGAUGAAGAGUUAUGGGGAUCUUGCAGUUUUCUAUUACAGACUUCAACAUACAGAGCUGGCUCUGAAGUACGUAAAGCGUGCUCUAUAUCUUCUGCAUCUGACCUGUGGCCCAUCUCAUCCAAAUACUGCUGCCACUUAUAUUAAUGUGGCUAUGAUGGAGGAAGGUCUCGGAAAUGUGCAUGUUGCCCUUAGAUAUCUCCACAAAGCUUUGAAGUGCAACCAACGGUUGCUUGGUCCAGAUCAUAUUCAGGAUGGUUCUCUGCAGACAGCUGCAAGUUAUCAUGCAAUAGCCAUAGCUCUCUCAUUGAUGGAGGCAUACCCAUUGAGCGUGCAGCAUGAGCAAACAACUUUGCAAAUUCUGCGGGCAAAACUUGGCCCAGAUGAUUUGCGCACACAGGAUGCGGCUGCUUGGCUUGAGUAUUUUGAGUCCAAGGCUUUUGAGCAGCAAGAAGCUGCACGAAAUGGUACUAGAAAACCUGAUGCUUCAAUUGCUAGUAAAGGCCACUUAAGUGUCUCGGAUCUCCUUGACUACAUUAAUCCCAAUAAUGAUGCCAAAGGGAGAGACAUUGCAAUGAAGAGAAGAAGUCAUACAGCAAAGCUACGGGUGAAAUCCUACCAAAACAUUGGCUUUGCAAGUUCUGAUGAGUCUUCAAAGGAAACGCCAAAAGAGCCUUCGGAUGAAGAGACCUCUACAACUGAACCAGGAGGUGGGGCAGAUGCUGAGCAGGAGAUGAACUCGGCACCUGAGUCAGAACAGCCAAAUUUAGAGAAGACUACUGAUGAGAAGCUGAGAGUUUCUGGCGAAAUUUUGGCUGAUGCACACGCUGAUGGGGAGGACGGGUGGCAACCAGUCCAAAGACCAAGAUCAACUGGAUCAUAUGGCCGGAGACUGAAGCAAAGACGGGCUGCAGUUAGCAAGAUUUAUAGUUACCAGAAGAAGAAUGCGGAGGUUGACAUGGAUUAUCCUUUGAAUAAGGGUACAAAUCAGAAUAGCAGGUUUUACUUUUUGAAAAAGCGAACCAUAUCCCAUGGGGUUUAUACAGAUAACCAAAAUGUGAACAUCACCCAAGGCAAUAAAUAUGGAAGGAAAGUAGUCAAAGCUGUUACAUACAGGGUGAAGUCCAUACCUUCAUCCAGUGCAACUAGUGCAAAGGAUACAUCGGGAACUGGUGACAAGCUAUUUAGUUCUCAUUUGGAACCUGAUUCAAAUUCUACGCCUAAUGAUGCUAAUCCAACGAAGGCUUCAAUUGUUAGUCUUGGAAAAUCUCCUUCAUACAAGGAAGUAGCGGUGGCUCCACCAGGUACAAUUUCCAUGUUGCAGGUCUGUAAUCCUCAGAGUGAGAUUUCUAGUAGUGAUGGACUUGAUGUUGGCAAACAUUACGAGGAAGAAGUUACUGAAGCAAAUUCAAAUGUUAAUACAACCACAGAAAUGGUCAAUGAUAAACUAGAAGAGAAGGAAAAUUCCUUAUCAGAUUCUGUGGAGGAUUCACAAGAGGAUAAUAAAGUUACUAAGGAGAAAGAGGAAACUCAACUGACUGAUGCUGUGGAAGAUAAGUCUGAGAGUGUUGAGGGACUUGAAGCUGGAGAUGUUGAUGAUCAUGAAGCAGUUGAUAAUACCAUAGAGAUUGAUGUAGUCAGUGAUAUUGUGGAUUCUCACAGACAAGAACCUGAUGCAAAUGAUUCAUCUGGUGCCUUUGAAUUGUGUAGCCCGCUAUCCCCAUCAAAAUCCCAUGUUAAUACAAAUGUCAUCUCACAAGAAGGUGAAGAUUUGAGGCAUAAUAUACCACCAUCAAGCCCAAGUGAUGUACGUGGCAUCCCAUACAAGAAAUUGUCUGCAUCUGCAGCUCCUUUUAACCCAUCACCAGCUAUUGCACGUGCUGCACCACUUCCCAUGAACAUAACCCUUCCUUCUGGUCCUGGUGCUGUUCCAACAAUUGGCCCCUGGCCAGUAAACAUGAAUGUUCACCCUGGGCCUGGAACUGUGCUACCUACAGUUAACCCAAUAUGUUCAUCUCCUCAUCAUGCAUACCCAUCGCCUCCUCCAACACCAAAUAUGAUUCAACCAUUGCCUUUUAUAUAUCCUCCUUAUACUCAACCUCAACCAGUGCCAACUAGCACCUUUCCAGUCACCAGUACUGCCUUUCAUGCCAAUCAUUUCACAUGGCAAUGUAACGUGAACCCUAGCAUAUCCAAGUUUGGUCCCAAUGCUGUUUGGCCCGGUAUUCAUCCUCUGGAAUUUCCGCAUCCAGCACCUGUGAUUCAACCAAUACCUGAUUCUACUAUGGAACAACAAGUGCAGUCUCAUGGUUCUGAAAGUCCAAGUUCAGCUUCAGUUUUGCCUGAAGAUAUUAAUAAUCUAAAGGAAUCUAAGAAAGAGGUGAUAGUUUUAGCUCCAGAAACUAGCGGAGAUGAGGUGGUCAGACUAGGUUCAGAAACUAUCCAGGAAAAUGGUAAUCCAAGUUACAAUGGGAAUGAAGCUGCGGGGAACAAGCUAAGUCACAUUGGCUCAAACGAUUACACUAGUGGUAGCAAUAAGAACACAGAUAACGAGAAAACCUUCAGCAUUUUGAUUAGGGGGAGAAGAAACCGAAAGCAGACUCUGAGAAUGCCAAUAAGUUUGCUCAAUCGACCCUAUGGCUCACAAUCAUUUAAAGUUUUUUAUAACCGUGUGGUUAGAGGAAGUGAUUCCCCCAAGUCCAUCAACAUCUCUUCCGGUAAAGAUUGUACAGCAACUGCAUAAUCUGCACUGUUCUCAAGUGUUUCUAAGGAAAUGUAGCAGAAUAAUUUGCAGACAGAGAAGAAAGAGGCCUUAUAAUUUCAGAUACAAAGUUUGAAGUGAUAGUUCGAUAAUUAUUAGCAUUUUGAAUCGCAGAAUGCUCUUCCUUGUCAACUUUGUAGCUGCACUGACUUUUGGGGAGAUUCUGUUUAGAUUUGACUUAGCCUGAAUUAUAUUCAGUCACAAAAUAUUUCAGACAAAUUCUUGAGAUGGAGGACUGGAGGCUUCUCUUCAAUCUGAGGAUAGUAGUUGCACGUAGAACAGUUUUCAUGCAAGUCAGCUUCAUAAUAUUUUGCAUUUGGACCAAUACAGGAAGUCGAACAGUAGCUGCAGCUAAAAUCAGUUCAUAUAUGGACUUUGAUGCUUCUACCCCGCAUGUAGAUCCUCUGUAUUUCAUUGAUCGACCUACAUAUUUGCCCCGUAUGCUACCAUCACUAUUCAAUUUUAAGGAUUCAGGGUCACCUUUAAGGUUUGCAUAUCAUAUGGGAUAUAUUCUGAUAUGGUGGUGGAAGGAAACUUUGAUAGUUUGUGUUCUUGCAACUGCUUUCUGAUGCAAGGCCACUACGUCGGCCAUUAUCAGCUGCAAAUGCUAUGAUUUUGAAGUCCAAGACCUGAUUCAGAACACAGAAGCCUACAAAGGAUGGCCAUAUCUGAAUCCAAGAUAUCAAAUUUGCCAUUCAUGGACUACAGACAAAUAUGAGAUCCAAGGCCAGAAAAAAAAUGUCGCUUACAAGACUCUUUAGAGUCAAAAAUGAGAGAGGAAGUGUUAAAGAUAACUGAGGCAGUUGACAGGUUUUAGUCUCUUACAUUUGAAGGUUGCAUUGCAGUUGGGUGGUGGGGAUAGUGUUUGGUACACGCACAGAAUCAUUAGAUCAUCACUUUCUAUUCUUGAUAACUCAACUUCUACCAUACUGUGACAACUUUUUUCCUGAUAUUCAUAUCUGAAUUCAAUUCAGAUACACAGUGCAUUAAUGAUGAUAUUCAAAUAUGUUAAGAAAGAUUAUGACACUGGAAAUAUUUGAGGAUCU
This is a messenger RNA of Prosopis cineraria, 6914 nucleotides long. RefSeq names its product protein REDUCED CHLOROPLAST COVERAGE 1. Lineage: Eukaryota; Viridiplantae; Streptophyta; Magnoliopsida; Fabales; Fabaceae. Gene Ontology annotation, biological process: organelle organization. The record is from RefSeq and is a predicted model, not a curated record. Gene Ontology annotation, cellular component: cytoplasm. The transcript is spliced from 27 exons. Gene Ontology annotation, molecular function: protein binding. Bases 202 to 5850 code for a protein of 1882 amino acids.